UCCUGUUAAAAUCCCGAAAAUUACCGAUGAUUGAAACAUCGGUAAUCUUCGGAAGAUGUUAGAGUUAUCGUUCUUGUUGACCGGAAGUCGUAGAGUUACUGUUCUUGAUGUAAACACAUGGCUGCUCCAUUUGAGAAGACGAGGGAUAAAAAAGGCCGGUUUGCAGCAAAUAAAAAGAAAAGAGUUGUAUCUGUACCACGUUAUGUGAGAAAUGAACAUUCUUAUACUUCUGCGAAUAUAUCAAGAACGGAUCAGCCGGAACAUGCCGAAGGAGACGACAAUUGGAAGGAAGGUAGACGACUUGUUGAGUUUGGUGUUCUACUAUCAAAUCUAAGACACUGUGAGGCUUGUCGCCUCGGACCGGUAGCUUUGACCUACGACAGCGUUGUAGGGGAACUCCAGAAAGGGCUUGGUGGUUAUUUAUACGUUAAGUGCAGCAAUAAUGACUGUAACCACGUCAACAGAGUACCCUACGGUAGCACCCACCGUGUUAAAAAACUAGGCAUGCCCUGCUUUGCUGUCAAUACGAAACUUGGAACAGCUAUGAUUGACAGUUUAGGUGGUCCAGAUAGAGUAAAUAAUGUUUUAGCUGCACUGAAUUUGAAGCCUAUUAGUCAGAAAAACUUGAAGAUGAUUGAGAGAAGAGCAGGGAACUUUGUUGAAUCUAUAGCCAAGUCAUCUAUGUCCAAGGCAGCAAAAGAUUCUUUUGAACUUGAGAUGGAAGAUGUGGGUAAUGAGGAGUCAAAGAAAGCACAAGAAGAAAUGGGAGAGGAAAUAGAUGGCUUAUGUGUCAGUCUUUUUCAUGAUGCAUCUCCAAGUGUAAAAAAGCUAGUGUGUCGAGAAUCUGCUGCCUUACAGUCACCUGAACUUUUAAAGGAUGGAACUGAUGUACCCGGUUCAUCAAGGACAGUGAAGGACAUAUUUAAAGGUAGAGCUAAGUUGAAGAAAAGAGCUCCCUGUCAGCCUUCACAACAGCAGUCUCUGAAGUGCAAGAAAAAACUAGUAUCUAAAUUCCCAACCAAGACCAGAUCUGGCAUGUCAUGUGCAGUAGAUACAGCAUGGCAAAAACGUGGUUUUGAUAGCCUCACCUGUAAGUUUAGCAUUUUUUUUUUAAAUGUCCUGUCAUAAACAACUAAAAUCU
Magallana angulata is the source of this 1141-nucleotide messenger RNA. RefSeq lists its product as uncharacterized. The transcript has 5 exons. Bases 118 to 1128 code for a protein of 336 amino acids. NCBI's taxonomy places the organism in Eukaryota, Metazoa, Mollusca, Bivalvia, Ostreida, Ostreidae. The record is from RefSeq and is a predicted model, not a curated record.